AUGGCUCCCAAUAGUCGUGGGAAAUCUGUCUCCCAUAUGUUACUGGAAGUUCCGGUAACAUACUCUAAGACUGCGACACUUUUUGGAACACGCGGAAUGGAUGCAAUGGCUGUGUUAGCUUCUGGUCAGGUGUAUUCUGUGCCAUGUCAGAAAAGGCUAACAGAUGCAAUGACUAAGGCCCACUCACAUGUAGUCACUCGUCAUGAUAGGCAACGUUUCGCAGUGAAGGAAACUGAGGAUCCCCGCGAAGGCCGACCAAAGGAUACAUUUAAAGUACACUUGGAAGAAAAAUGGUGUGACUGUGGAAAAUUUCAAGCAUUACAUUUACCUUGUUCACAUGUUAUUGCUGCUUGUUUUCACGCUCAUUUGGACUAUCAAGUGUACAUUGAUGAUGUGUUCAAAGUUGCCAAUGUAUGCCGCGUUUAUGAGAAUACCUUCCAAGUGGUUCAAGGCCAAAUGUAUUGGCCGACAUACGAAGGCCCGAAACUUUUUCCCCGUCCUGAUAUGAAAAGGGUCAAGAAAGGUCGUCCAAAAAAGAACCGCAUUAGAACCGAAAUGGACGAAUUCGGCAAAAAAGAGCGCCUAUGUGGUUUAUGUAGAAUGCCGGAUCAUAACAGAAAUAAUUGUCCUAAUGUUGCGGGACCCUCGUCGUAA
Trifolium pratense (red clover) is the source of this 654-nucleotide messenger RNA. RefSeq lists its product as uncharacterized. The record is from RefSeq and is a predicted model, not a curated record. Bases 1 to 654 code for a protein of 217 amino acids. NCBI's taxonomy places the organism in Eukaryota, Viridiplantae, Streptophyta, Magnoliopsida, Fabales, Fabaceae. The transcript has a single exon. Gene Ontology annotation, molecular function: zinc ion binding.